UCACGCGGGAUCGUGACGUCACUCCAUGUCUGUGCGUAACUUGCAGUGUGAGGCUAGGAGAGGGGCGGACAGGACUGGCAGAGGAUCUGUGGGAGCACACAGCAUGGAGAGGACAGCGGGGGAGCGGAAACUGCUCAGUCAGCAGGAGGUGUCCAGACUGCAGGAGGAACAAGGAAAGGUGGUCAGCGGCUGCAAGGAAAAAAUCCAACACUGGAAGAAGGUAGAAAGUGAUUAUGAAGCACUUGAAAAGCGCCUUCACAUAUUGCCUCAUAAACUUUCCUAUGAGGUUAUGGUACCGUUUGGGCCACUUGCCUUUAUGCCUGGAAAGCUCGUCCAAACAAACGAAAUUACCGUACUACUUGGUGACAACUGGUUUGCCAAAUGUUCAGCAAAACAAGCCGGUGAACUUGUUGAUCACAGAAAAAAACAUGUUAGGAAAGCAUUGGAUGAUUUGCAAGAAGUCGUAAAGAACUUUGAAUCCAGAGUGGAAUUCACAAAAGACCUGCAAAGGAUGAGUGAUGACUCUAGUGAAUACUGUGAUAUUCGAGAAGAAGCAAGGGAAGAAACUGUUGGGACAAAAGGAAAGCUGCGAGUGGCCCACACACCGCACUCUAAGCCAAAGCCAGAAAUCGCUGUUGCAUCGGAUUUUUUUGAGGAUGAGGCCAGCAAAUCUAAAGAGCGUAUGUUAGACGAUGAGUCCUUAUGGGCAAGAUUAGAGGAGCUGCAGGAAGAGGAGCUUCAGCAAGAGAAAAUAGAGGCAUUAAGGAGUAGGAACCAGUCAUGCUCCGAAGAAGACAAAGAGAAUCAGAAAACAGAUCUCAAUGCGGAAAAGGGAGUUAAAGAUUCUCACUAUCAGGGCAAUUUUGCCAGGCCAGAAUGCAUAUUAACUACCAGUUAUGCCAACAAUACAUCAUCUCACCACAGCGACGAGGAAGAUGAUGCAGGCAGCAGUAGAAAUGCGGUGGCUACUAUACAUUUCCGACAUACUGUUGAACCAAAAAAGGUCAGAAUAAACACUGGAAAAAAUACUACUUUAAAAUAUAGUGAAAGAAAGGAAGAAGCCAAGAGGAAAAGAAAAAACAGCAAUGGUAAUGGCCACUCUUUUCCAGAACUGCCAAUCAUCAAAUCACCGACCGAUAUCUAUAGGAUAUUUGUCGAUGUUGUAAAUGGGGAAUAUGUCCCUCGAAAAUCUAUAAUGAAAUCUCGUAGCCGAGAAAACAGUGUGUGUAGUGAUACCAGCGAGAGCAGUGCACCGGAGUUUGACGACAAACCGUGCCAUUUAAGGCGUACUACUUGGGAUGAAAGCCCUUGCAGUGAUGAUGCUGACUGGUUCCAAGACAUGGAGGAUCAUUUCAAUAAAAAACUACCCCCUGUGUUUGAACCUUUGGAGGCUUUUUCUGGAACUGUGGUGGAAAAAGAACCCUUCUCCUUUUCUUUGCCGUUAAUGAGCAUUGCCCACCCCUCACUACCUACCAUCCAGGAACGGAAGUCUGAAGAGCUGUCGUCUGGGGUCACCGAAGAAACCACGAAAAGGGUUUCAAAAUUCAAAGCUUCCAGGCUACAUCGAAAACAAUAAUCUGGUCUAAUUUUAUCUGAUACUUCGUUCUCUGUUCUUGAGAAGAGGUGCUGUCUUGCUAAGGUUUUUUUUGUUUUUUGUUUUUUGCAUUAAAGGAGGUGGCUGACUCUUAAAAA
This is a messenger RNA of Pelobates fuscus (common spadefoot toad), 1692 nucleotides long. RefSeq names its product URI1 prefoldin like chaperone (gene URI1). Gene Ontology annotation, molecular function: transcription corepressor activity; phosphatase inhibitor activity; chromatin binding. Gene Ontology annotation, biological process: negative regulation of transcription by RNA polymerase II; negative regulation of phosphatase activity. The transcript has 11 exons. The record is from RefSeq and is a predicted model, not a curated record. The coding region runs from base 26 to 1576 and encodes 516 amino acids. Lineage: Eukaryota; Metazoa; Chordata; Amphibia; Anura; Pelobatidae.